Phlebotomus papatasi is the source of this 4319-nucleotide messenger RNA. RefSeq names its product condensin complex subunit 1 (gene Cap-D2). Gene Ontology annotation, molecular function: histone binding. NCBI's taxonomy places the organism in Eukaryota, Metazoa, Arthropoda, Insecta, Diptera, Psychodidae. The transcript is spliced from 4 exons. The record is from RefSeq and is a predicted model, not a curated record. Gene Ontology annotation, biological process: meiotic chromosome condensation; mitotic cell cycle; mitotic chromosome condensation. The coding region runs from base 101 to 4204 and encodes 1367 amino acids. Gene Ontology annotation, cellular component: nucleus; condensed chromosome, centromeric region.
UCACAUUGCUGCCAACCUUCAAAGUCUGACUGACGCGACGCUAAAGCGGUUGCUUUGAUAAAGAUAUAUUUUGGUUUAAAUAAGUUUACACAGCAUAAAAAUGCAAUUUGAGUUUAUAAUACCGAACAAAAAUGCUGAUCUAUUGGAUAUAGAUGCACCCAAAAAUGGGUAUUAUGUGAAAAAAGUGCAUCAACUGGCUGAAAUACCUGAAUUACUCAAAAGAGCCAGGGCAGCGUCUCAAGUCAAAAUAUAUUACAUAUUUGACCAUUUUGAUGUAUUUUUUUCCUUGGUGGAAAGAUCAUCAAAUGUUUCUCCAAGCAUCGCAAUUUGUGCCUUUGAUUUACUCUACACAACAACAGAUAAAUUGGGGCAAACCCUGGCAUCAGCUCUGGAGCAGAGCUCACUGGAGACUGAAGAGAGGGAUUCUCUGCGGAAUGCCACUAAAAUGAUACUAUAUCUCGUGACCGCAGUUGUAAAGGCAACUGAUCAAAUUUAUCUCAACAACGCCACGGGAGGUGACAAAAAGAAGGGCGCUCAGAAGAAUGAUCAGAACUUCCAUUUAAGCAAUUGGGAGGAAAAGCGAACAAAGAGUCUCAUUCAGUUAUACAAUAUGCUUCAGCUUCCGCUGGAGCAGCUGUGGGAGAGAUCACUUGUUGAGGAAACAUUUGUCACGAUGAUCUGCGAUGUAGCUUAUAGGACGCUGGAAUCUGACUUUUCAAAGGCCAACAAUGUCUCAGACGCAGUCUUUCAGAUUCUUGGAGUGGCAAUCAAGCGAUAUAAUCAUGCCAUGCACUUUCCUGUCCGAAUUCUCUCAAUUCUCCGCAACAGCGAAUCAUCCGUCUCUGCAAUUGCCGAUGGAGUUUGUCUGCUCGAGGAAGACUUUGGCAUCAAAACUCUCUGUUCCAUGCUGCUCAGGGACUUGCUCGAAACCAUAUCCAAUGAGUCUGAAGACAGCAAAACAGUUAAACAUGCAACAAUGUUCCUGAAUCGACUCUCCACAGUGGCUCAGAAUCUCAUUAUGCCACACAUUUCUAUGCUAGCGGACAGUAUGUUGGAUUUGGAAGCGUAUCAAUUGCGGAUGUGCGUCCUACAGAUCAUGGGAGAUAUUGUGCGCAGCCAAUUGACAUCUGAAGAGCUCUCGGAUGAGAUGAAGGAAACUCGUGAAGAAUAUUUGGAACAUCUCUAUGAUCAUGGGCAAGAUGUAAAUGCCUUUGCGCGCUCAAGAGUCCUUCAGAUUUGGAUACAGCUGAAGGAGGAUAUGGCUAUUCCUCUGGUGUGGCAUAACAGAGUCCUACGGUUAGGUGUUUCACGGCUUGAAGACAGAACAGCUUCAGUGAGAAAACAUGCAGUUGUCCUCAUAAAAUCCUUCCUGGAGAGCAAUCCUUUUGCCGGAAAACUGUCAAUGGAGGAGCUGAAGCAAGAAGUGACUGUGCAGGAAGAGAAACUUCAAGUUCUCCGUGAGAAAGUUCUACAAAUUGAACGGGAAUGGACAGAUAUAGUUGAAGAUGCUACUUCAAUUGUCACAGAAUAUCUCUCUCAUUUGGAUACCAAUGGAAAUGGUGAGCAUCAAUUCACGGGGACUCCUUCAAACCACAUUGAGAAUCAGUCGGAAUUGGUAACGGGAUUUCUGGAGAAGAAAGAUUACCUCAGUGCCCUCAAAGUGGUAUACAGUAGUGACAUGGCUAUCUCAAAUAGUCCCGUCAGUAGCAUGGAAUUGGGCCAAAAGUGUUCAUACUACGUAGCUCUGCUCCAGACCUACUUCUACAUGCUGAAAAAUCACCCGGAAAUCCAAAAGGAAUUCGAUCAGCAAAAAAAUACCAUUCAAUUUCACAAUGACUGCAUCGAUUUCCUGGAUAUUAUUCAGGAGGCAAUGCCCAAGAUUAUGCAACUGCUCUCAUCCAAGACAAAUAGUGAUGUUUGCGAGGCCAUAAAUUUCUUCACACUUGGCUAUCAAUUUGAUGUGAAAGGCACAAUGGAGGGGAUGCACAAGAUGCUGUCGGUAAUCUGGUCGAGUGACAAGGAGAAGAAAGAAGCAGUUAGUGCAGCAUACAAGAAGGUUCUUUUUACCACGGACUGCAAAGGACGUCAACAUGCCGCAAAAGUUGUGAAGAAUCUCUGUAAUUUUAUUGGUGAAUUGUCCAUUGGACGCUACAUGUCCAUGGAAUUCCUCAUCAAACAGUGGGUUGAGGAUGAAGAUAUUGAUCAUCAGAUUAUUCAAGUGCUCUUUGAGAGGUUCACAAUGAAACUGGAAGACACAACCGAGAAGGAAGCUAGAGAGGCUCUGCAAUUGCUUGUUCUUAUAUCAAGAACUAAAAAUUCGGUGGCAAACGUAAAUAAAGGUGUCAUUGAAAGCAUUGCAUUCAGUGAGAGAGGUCUAAGUGAUUCUCUGCUGUAUGCUAGUUGCAUUGAUUUCCUCAUGAACAUAAAUACUGGUGACACUGCUGAUAAACGCAUCAAGAAAGAUAGCGAUAUAGUGGUAAAAAUAAGGGAUAACUUCAAAUUAUUUUUCUUCACACCGGAUGUUGUAAAUUUCAAUGAUAUCGCUUCACGAACCACAGAGUUCAUCUAUAAUAUGGUGCAAUCACCAGAUGCUGUCUGUGAAGAUAUUCUGUUAAUAAUUCUCGAGAAAUGUAACGAGAUUGCCAAUGGAGAUAGAGAGAGUGAGGAGAGUGUUAGGUUGUCACAGAACAGCAAAAUAGUCCAAUAUACACUAUGCAGUGAGAUUCUGAAGCGAUUAAUCUACACAAUAGGGAUGUUUGCUUUGAGGGAGUUGAUCUUCUUGGAUACAAAUGUGUACCACAAUAUGAAAUAUCGACAGGAGUUGAAGAAUAUGAAGAAGAAUGUUGUCAAUGGACGUGCUAAUAAAUCAAUAUCAUCACCAGCUCUUGAUACAUCAGCUAGCAAUGCUCUCAAGAGAAUGGCAGAUCCGGAUGAAGAGGCUCUUGUGGGUCCAACAGCUGAAGACAAUAUUGCCGAAGUGAUUACAUAUAUCUAUGAAGAAGUUCUUUUAUUCAAAUCUCAGAGUUUUCUGAAAAAAUUCACUUCCUGCAUCACUCACAUUUGUCGCAAUCCUGCCAUUUACAAUGACGAUGAACUCCAACAGACGACAAUAAUCACGUUAAUUAGACUGAUGUGUGUAUCAUCAAAGUUCUGUGAGAGCAAUCUUGGAUUGCUUAUGAACAUUUUAAGUGGUACAAAGAAAUCAUCACUCAAAUGCAACAUAAUAAUCGGAGUGGCUGAUCUCACAUUUAGAUCACCAAAUGUGACUGAACCAUGGGCUGGACAAAUCUACAGUAAUCUCCAUGAUACUAAUUUACAAGUGAGAAUGACAACGGUUAAAAUGCUCUCUUACCUCAUCAUGCACGAAAUGAUUCGUGUCAAAGGACAAGUAUCUGACUUGGCACUGCGACUUGUGGAUGAAAAUGAGGACAUUCGAACGUGUACUGAGGAAUUUUUCAAAGAGAUUGCCACCAAAUCCACCAUGCUCUACAAUGUGAUGCCAGACAUCAUUUCACGACUCAGUGAUAGUACGCUCAAUUUGGAAGAGGAGAAGUACAGGACAAUAAUGAGAUUUAUCAUGAAGCUGAUUCGAAAGGACAAACACAUUGAAAAUCUAGUAGAGAAGCUAUGUUUAAGAUACACUGUGAUUUCCACAGAGAGACAAUGGAGAGAUCUUGCAUUUUGUCUUUCACUCUUAUCGUACAAUGAGAAAGCGAUAAAGAAACUGAUUGACAAUAUGAAUAAUUUCAAGACAAAAAUAUUAAAUGACGAUGUGUACGAUGCUUUUAAGUCUAUCAUAUCGAACACGGCAAAAUUGGCCAAACAGCCACUGAAGGAGCUCGUAAAGGAGCUUGAGUACAAAGUGGAGGAACUCCGCAAUGGCAAUGUCAAUAACGAGGAGGGUGAAGAUGGAGAAAAUGUGAGUGAGAGAAGGACACAGCAGAGAGGAAAUGCCAGUGCAAAGAAAGUUCGGAGGAAGCAAAAUGUGGUGAAGCCGAAGAAGAGAGGAGGUCGAUUUGCCCCAGAUUCUGACGAUGAUGAUGACUUUGAGAGUGAUAAUGACCGUGAGAAUCAAGUGCCUGCACACAAUUCUCGGCCAAGAAGGGCAACAAAAAAUGCCACAGCAAUUGUGGAAUCUGAUAACAGUAGCUCAGACUCAGAGGAGAGACAGAGAGUUGUGAGAUCGAAGAGAAUUAGAAAAUAGGUAGUGUUCUAAUUUUUACGUGUUAACACAGUAGGCAAAAAUCCAUUGUAAAUAUUCCUUUCAACGUGUAGAGAAGAUCUUUCUGAUAAAGUAAUUUUUAUUUGAACUUACAUUG